AUGCAUUACAUUCUGCCCUGGGAUAUGAGAAUGAAUAUUUCUUCCUAUAGAGGAGGAUUUAUUUAAAAUCUCAGGGCAGAAUUUGACCCGUUGACUGUACAUGGGGAAUAUAAACACUGUGAGAGUUUGUGGUUUUUUAAUGCCUGCUUUGCAAAACAUUUGGUGGUGUGUGUGUAUGGCUGAAAAGCAAAAUCUGCUCUGCAAAUUCACAUUGCUGAUCUAUUCCUGCUUUGCCAAAACCCAGAAGAAUGACAUGUAGACCUGCACAGACUUCUAAUGAACAUUUUCUUCCUAUGAAGUAAUCCAUUUGUAAUUUUACAUUGCAAAUGGAUUCGAAGAGCAGCAGUACAUUUAUACAGACAUCAAUGUAGUCUUCAAGGAAGAAAAUGGCCUGAGCCAUAGAUCUAGAAGGGAACUGAGCUUCUUUGGAAGUUAGCUGAACGUUGAUGAUGAGUUAUGGCAGGUAUUUCAGCAGGUUUCUGAACCAUACUGUGUUUAUUUCAAAUGCCUGAAAUACUGCUGUAGUAAAGGAUGGGUCCAACAGUGCUUUGAGAGUGCUGGCUAUGUUCAUGUGCAUAUUUCCAAUCAAGGUAAACCUCAGUACACUGUGCUGUCAGGUUGUGCUUUAUGCCAUAUGAUGAUGAGAAGUGUUUUUUAAGCACUGCACUAUUAUCAUAAAUCUGCCUCUUUUACCUUUCCUGUUCUGUGACUUCUCUUUGUGUUAUUUCAAAUGUAAAUAUUUUACCUGUUUACUUCUUAACUUCAUUCUUGGCUCCCCUUUUCCUCUCUGUCCCUUCUCCCUGUUGGCUCAGAAGCUCUUUUGGUGUAUGAAAUAACAGGUUUCUUGUUCUCAUUCUCUUGUUGUCUAUCUCAACUUGUUCCAUGACACUUCACACCUGAAGUUCAUGAGCCAGGUAUGUGACACAACUUCUGGUUUACUCCACCUAGGUGCAACACCAAAGUGUGUAUGUGUGUGAGAGAGGGAGAGAACAGGAGUCCUGGGCUAGUAGAAGAGAAGAAAACAAAAGAAACAAACAUUAACCACAAUUAUAAUUUGCAGCUGUCUUUUCCUUUAACCUCCAUGCUUACUGCUGCUUUAACAUUACAGCAUUUUCUAGUCUUGACAGUCUCUCCAGUUUUCUGCCUGCCUUAGUUCACUAAUUCCUUUAUUUUCUCCUCUGGUCUCUUUUUCAGGAUUCCAAGAGCUUUAAAUAACUGUUCUGUUUUGUUUUUUUUUCUAUUUCCUGUCUUUCCAUCACUGCUUGCACCAUGACAACAGCAGAGGAAGCUCAUGAGGAAGAGGAGAAGCCCAGAAUAAAACUAACUGCUCCUAAAAUACCAGAGGGUGAGAAAGUAGAUUUUGAUGACAUCCAAAAGAAAAGGCAGAACAAAGACCUGAUUGAACUGCAAGCCUUGAUUGACAGCCACUUUGAAGCCAGAAGAAAGGAAGAGGAAGAGCUGGUUGCCCUCAAGGAGAGAAUUGAGAAGCGCAGAGCUGAAAGAGCAGAGCAGCAGAGAAUCCGGGCUGAGAAGGAGAAGGAGCGUCAGGCAAGGCUUGCGGAGGAGAAGGCACGGAGAGAGGAGGAAGAUGCCAAGAGAAAAGCUGAGGAUGAUCUGAAGAAGAAGAAGGCUCUGUCCUCCAUGGGUGCAACAUACAGCAGUUAUCUGGCUAAGGCUGACCAGAAGAGAGGGAAGAAGCAAACAGCUAGAGAGACAAAGAAGAAGGUCCUGGCUGAGAGGCGCAAGCCACUGAACAUUGACCACCUUAAUGAAGACAAGCUGAGGGACAAAGCUAAGGAGCUCUGGGACUGGCUAUAUCAGCUGGAGACUGAAAAGUAUGACUUUACAGAGCAGAUCAAGAGGAAAAAAUAUGAGAUUGUCACCCUCAGAAACCGGAUCGAUCAGGCCCAGAAGCACAGCAAGAAGGCAGGAGCCAAGGGCAAGGUUGGUGGGCGCUGGAAGUAAAGAACCAGGCAGGAUGGCCUUUAGUGGUGUGCUGAACCCCUGCUGGUCUCCUCUUUCCUCCUUCACCGAUCACUUGUGUUCUCAUGCCUUAAUGAUAACAAAAAUCACAUCAGCCUGGAUUGGCUAUUGCUGCUGCUUUUCUUCCUGGAGGGGUCUGGUGGCUUCCUCAGGCAAGGGGAAGCAGGUUCCCUGUGGAACUGGGAUGACUCCUUGCUGGCAUCUUCAAUUCCUGCUGAGCAUGUCCCUUAUCCUCCUGCUACCAGCCCUAUGCUGUCCUGUAGAUUGCUAUGUACAAAUCUCUGGAUUUUGUAAAUAAAGCACAACCAGUACCUACUCCAA
This is a messenger RNA of Passer domesticus (house sparrow), 2304 nucleotides long. It is a transcript of the gene TNNT3, whose product is annotated as troponin T3, fast skeletal type. Gene Ontology annotation, biological process: sarcomere organization; regulation of muscle contraction; skeletal muscle contraction. The record is from RefSeq and is a predicted model, not a curated record. Gene Ontology annotation, cellular component: troponin complex. The transcript has 10 exons. The coding region runs from base 1270 to 1965 and encodes 231 amino acids. Gene Ontology annotation, molecular function: tropomyosin binding; troponin C binding; troponin I binding. NCBI's taxonomy places the organism in Eukaryota, Metazoa, Chordata, Aves, Passeriformes, Passeridae.